Molecule: messenger RNA, 1092 nt
Organism: Miscanthus lutarioriparius
Lineage: Eukaryota; Viridiplantae; Streptophyta; Magnoliopsida; Poales; Poaceae
Source: the annotation of a GenBank genome assembly
AUGCCAGCGCUAGCUGCUAGCGUGAGGCUGUUCCGGCCGGUGCGAGUGACUAGUCGCCGUGCAGGGGACGUGAUGUCGGGCGCGGCGAGCGGCGGGGAGGCGCACGCGGGGGUGCUGCAGGAGUUGUUCGGGCGCCACUGGUGGACCAGCCGGGAGGUGGUGCUGGUGGCAGCCGCGGCGAUUCUCCUGCCCCGUGUGCUCCGGAAGCGUGUCGAUUCGCUCAUGUUCACGUCGGCCAUCUCCAUCCUACUGGCGGUAGUGUUCAUGCUCAUCAGCUUGGGGAUCGCGCUGUACGCGCUCUUCAAGGGCACUGCAACCAUGCCGCGGAUGCUCCCGGACUUCUCCAGACUCUCCUCGCCGUUCGAGCUCUUCACCGCCGUACCCGUCAUCGUCCUCGCAUUCACCUUCCACUUCAACGUGCACCCGAUCCGCGCGGAGCUGAGCAAGACGUCGGACAUGAAGACGGCCGUGCGCAUCUCCCUCGUGCUCUGCGCCGCCAUCUACGCCGCCGUGGGAUUCUUCGGGUACCUCCUCUUCGGGGACGCCACCAUGGCCGACGUGCUCGCCAACUUCGACCGCAGCUCCGGGGCCGGCGUCCCGCAGGCGCUCAACGACGCGGCGCGGCUCAGCUACGCGCUGCACCUCGUGCUCGUGUUCCCGCUCCUCCUCUUCUCGCUCCGGGUCAACGUCGACGAGCUCCUCUUCCCGGGCCGCCGGCCGCUCGCCGCGGACACGCGCCGGUUCGUGUCCCUGACGGCCGUGCUCAUGGCGGUGCUCUACGCGCUGGCCAUCGCGAUCCCCAGCAUCUGGACGCUCUUCCAGUACUCCGGGUCCACGUUCGCGGUCACCAUCUCGUUGAUCUUCCCUGGCGCCAUAGUUCUCAAGGAUGUUCAUGGAAUAGCGAAGCGCAAGGACAAGGCAUUGGCGGCAAUGAUGAUCAUUCUGGCCGUGGUCACGAGCAGCAUCGCCAUUGCCUCGAACAUCAUGAGCUCCAUCAGUGACAAAGUCCGAGGAGGUCAUGCCAACCGCUUGAAGAUUGCUGUUAUUCUUCCUUGCAGCGAGAUUGCUUCGGCCCAUGAGAUGCAAGUUUAG